Messenger RNA from Nilaparvata lugens (brown planthopper), 4593 nucleotides. Its product is annotated as suppressor of lurcher protein 1. The record is from RefSeq and is a predicted model, not a curated record. The transcript has 14 exons. Gene Ontology annotation, cellular component: plasma membrane. NCBI's taxonomy places the organism in Eukaryota, Metazoa, Arthropoda, Insecta, Hemiptera, Delphacidae. The coding region runs from base 735 to 2582 and encodes 615 amino acids.
AGUCUUCGUUGUGGCGGCGUGCAGAUCGCGUCGGAGCUCCAACUCUCUCCUAGCUGUGAGAAAUUCAAUCGAGAAACGUACUCGAAACCUGGUUCUUGAAAUCGGCGAAGUCAAUUUUCUCUGGAAAAAAGUAAAACAUAAUUAUUUAUAAAUAAUUCAACUUUGAAAAGUUUGAGAUAAGUGAGCUACUUGAACAGUAAUUUGUGACUUGUUAACAGUAAAUAACAAUGACUUUCAAAUGUCUAUUGUAGUUUACAGUGGGUUCCACUUUAGCUGUGUCAAAGAAUCAUAUUCCUGGUAAUGACAUAAAUUCCAAUACCGAACUAUAUUACGCUAGGAAAUAAUCACAUCGGAAUUUCAACCAUAUUCUUCCAAAAAAAAUCUUUCGAAUUUAAAGAAAGCGAUAAAGAAUUAUUUUUGUGAUAUUGUUCUGGGAAAAGUGCAUGACUUUCGUGAUCCAGUGAUAUGACAUGUGAACUGAGUCUGGCUCAUUAAACUGAAUUGCCAUUUUUUUGACGGUAUCGCAGAGAAUGUUGGCAUUUCUUAGGAGUUUACUACCGUUGGUAAAGGUAGCUGUGCGUCGACAUUAUCACACAUGUUUCCCGUCAACAUGCCGGCUUUGAAGAGUGAGAUAGAACCGUUUGUCACCCAUGACAGUCACAAACCACUCACCAUUCAAAGAUUCGGAGAAAAUGGCGGAGAGAUGACGUUCCACCUUGUCGGGGAAUAAUGUGAUGGAGGAAUCUACCACAGUUCUGCUCCUUGUGUUCGUUCUAAUUGUCUCAGGAGAUGCUGUAAAUCCAGGUUGUGAGUGCUUGAUAUAUUCGGAAACGUACGGAAAGGAAGUUGGAAUAUUCAGCAGUCCUGAUUAUCCGAAGCCAUACUCUUCUAAUAUUGAUUGCUUGCUCUAUUCAUUCAUCGCCGGCAAAAAUGAAAUCAUCGAGAUUACUUUCAAAGACUUUGAUGUGCACAAGACCCAUCUUGAGUGCGAGUCGGGCCACUACCUCAAGGUGUUCUUGCACGUGGACCGAGCCGAGGUGGACGAGUUCACACCGUGGUCCGGCCUGCUGUGCGGGGGCCUCGCCGACAUCCCUCACGUGCUCUACAGCUCGGGUCCCGGCCUCGUGCUCGAGUUCCACACCGCACCCACGCCACUCCCCUCCAACGCCACCGGGUUCAUCGGCAACUUCCGAUUCAUCGACAGAAGAAUGUUCAAGACUGAGGGAGCCCAGCUGCCAGGGAGUGUGUGCGAUUACAUGUUCAAGAGCGGCGAUCUGCCCGCCUCGAGUGGACACUUCUAUUCGCCUCGCUACCCUUCCAGCUACCCCAAAAACAUUCGAUGUGCCUACACUUUCCAAUCGAGGAGCAAAGAGCGUAUCAGAGUUGUUUUCGAAGAGGUGACACUACAAAAAGGUGAUAUCACAUGCCUGAACAGAGCGGACGUGAUCAAGGUGUUCGACGGGCGAGCGGCGACGGCGCCCGUCAUCCGCGAGGUGUGCAACCAGGUGGCGCAGGUGGAGGUGCUCUCCACGGGCCCGCAUCUCUACAUCGAGUUCCUCGCCGACUCGCAGUGGCCCGGCCAGGGCUUCAACGCCCUCUACGAGUUUCAGCCGGUUAUCAACAACACAAUUGAAACGGGAAGUCCGGGACAAAACGGACCAUCUGUCAGUGCAAGUGCCUCAUCCACAAACUGCAAUCACACAUUGCUGGACAGCAGUGUAGCCAAGUCGGGUACACUGAUCUCGCCGGGCUACCCGGGACCCUACCCUCCGCGCUCUUCCUGCCGCUUCGACUUCCAGGGUCGAGGCAAGCAGAGGGUGCUCGUCACAUUCACCGACUUCUCGCUCUAUCAUCCCACUGAUGAUCCUAAAGAGUGCGACAGCGUGGACGCAGUGAUGAUCUACGUGUAUGUCGAAGGUCGCCUGGAGAAGUCGGAGAGUUUCUGCGGAGAGAGCAUUCCAACUGCAGUGAUGUCCAACGGACCGAAAAUGCGGCUGCAAUUCCACGGCCUCUACUCCGCAGCUCAUGUUCGCGGAUUCAAGGCGACCUAUGUUUUCACCGAAGAUUACGGGAUAAGAUGGGGCCGUCAGCUGCCCGACUACACGUGCGCGUUCGCCCUGAGCAGCAACUCGUCACUGACGGGAGUCGUGCACAGCCCCAACUUCCCCGGCCACUACCCCAGGGACACCGAGUGCCACUACUUCUUUUACGGCGAGCACUUCCAGCGAGUGCGCCUCCAUUUCGUGCACUUUGACGUUGAAGGAAUGCUGCCAUGCGAAGCGAACUCUGCAAGUGAUUACGUGGAGUUCUCAGAUAUGAUGCUGAGAGACGGCAAGUACGCACGCAGCUGCGGCCAGCUGCAGCCGUUCUUCGUGCAGUCAGAGAGUAACUUUUUCCGGGUCACGUUCCGCUCCAACGACCGACUCGACGCGACCGGGUUCAAUGCCAGCUACCGCUUCUUCACCUACGAUCGCAGCUCGGUACAGCUCAAUCAUCCAGCACACACUUCCCUCGCUACUUCUAUCAAUCUUAUCGAUGCCCGGCCAUUACUACUGAUCUCAUUGAUGUUCCUCGUGAGGUGACCAUUGCCCUUUCUUCAUCUCUCAGCAAAUGAAAACUGAUGAUUUGUGAAGGAGUAGGCUAAUCUGGGAGGCACGACAAUUUGUAAAAAAAUCAUCAACGCAAUUUCUGCUAGAAGGAGUCUAGAAUAAGACCAAAAGACAUAUAUGUUUGAACAGAAAAUUUGAAUAAUGUGUCCGCUGAGAUUUAUCAUGUUUAUUUGAAAUGCUGAAACCUGUCAAUUUAUCAUUUUUUAUUGGAAAUUGGUAUGCGAAGCAGAUGAAAAGCUUCUUAAAAUUUUUUUCAUGUCAUUUAUUCAAUUUUCUUUGAUCGUUGUUACGUCAACAUAUUUAUGUCAAUAUAUUUUAUUCCUGCAAUAAUGAUUUCAUGUGAGAUAUUCAGCCUGAAUGCGAUCAGCCAUCAUAUCAAAAGAAUGAUAUAGGUAUUUUCGGAUAAGAAUAAUAUUGAAUGUGGCUCCAAGAAAGAUUGAUUCAAGCAACAAAGGUGAAGUAGAAUUGUUCGAUUUAAAACAUUUUUAGUACAGUACCUCAAAUUAUUGCUAAUCGCAUAUUAUUUAUUAAGUUUGAACUGGGUAAAUGAAUGCUGUAUUUUAUAAGAGAAGAAACAAUGUGAUUUUUUUCGUUGUCUCACCUUAUCACAGUUCUCAUCUUAUACAAUUAUCUAAUAUCACAAUAUACAACAUUAGAUUUCUUCAGCUCUUUGUUCUCUACAUCAAUUAUCACAGAAGAGCUUCACGAUAAUUUAUUUUAUUGAGUGUCACAUUCUUGAUUUCAACAUUAGAUUUCUUCAUCUCUUUGUUCUCUACAUUAAUUAUCAUAGAAGAGCUUCACGAUAAUUUAUUUUACUGAGUGUCACAUUCUUGAUUUCAACAUUAGAUUUCUUCAGCUCUUUGUUCUCUACAUCAAUUAUCAUAGAAGAGCUUCACGAUAAUUUAUUUUACUGAGUGUCACAUUCUUGAUAUCAACAUUAGAUUUCUUCAGCUCUUUGUUCUCUACAUCAAUUAUCAUAGAAGAGCUUCACGAUAAUUUAUUUUACUGAGUGUCACAUUCUUGAUUUCAAAUAGAAAUAUAAUAUAUUUUGGAUGAAAGGAUUCAGUUUUCUAUCACAUUCGAAUCAAACGAAGAGGAAAUCUAAUUGAUUCUAGUAGAAUUGAUUUAAAAUUCCAUAUUCCACUAGGGUUUCUGAAAACAACUUCACUUUGAGAAUCAGACGUUUUUAUUGAAGAAUGUACGAAAUCAAUCAUAGUUAAUGUUGAAUUACAUGACUAUCAAGAAUUCAGUGGCUUAGCGUGUAUGUAAAUAAGAUUUUAUAACCAAUUACUGUUUCAAUAAUUAUAGAUAUUUAUACAGUGUUGAGAACUGAUGGCUCUACUAAACAGCUUUCUGAGCGACAGAGUUUAUAGAAAGCUAGGAUUUCACAACCCAACAAAACUCGAGAUGAUUUCUCCUAGAAUUGAUAUUCUGAGAACCAAGUACUGUAUGUCAUUCAAUAACCAAUAUUUUUAAGUACAUUUAUGUAUCCUGAAAAUGUCAUCAAUUCAUUUUCUAUCAAUUCUUGUUUGACACAUUUUAAAGAUAUCUAAUUCAAGUGCUCAUCUCGAAAAGUGAAAAUUAACAUAAAAAGCUUUUUCUUGAAAAUGUAUCUCAUUUUGGUAACUUAGUUUCGAAAUCGGAAAAAAUUGAAAGAUGUCACCAGUAGAACCUCAAAUAAGUAGCAGUUGAACUACGACUACAUUCAUGAGUUAUGUUUGUACACUACUUAAGACUCGAGAGAGAUAGAUUUGUUUCUUCGAACUUUGUGCGGAAGAUAAGUUACAUUUGAUUAUUUUGUUAUUUAUCGAGAAAAAUCUGAUUGAGCUUUGAGAGAAGAUAUCAACUUAUUCAGUUUCAACUAGUUAAAUAAUUGUUUAAACUGAUUAGCCUAUUAGUUCAUCACAAAUCAAUAUUUUACUAGAACAUUUAAGAGCAUAUUAUUCAAUUGUAAAUACUGAUAAAUAGAUAAAUAAUUUUCUAU